CAUUUUGCAAGUACCAACGGAAAUCCACAAACAAACGUCAACAUGGUCGACUGGACAGAUGCUGAGCGCAGUGCCAUCGUAGGCCUGUGGGGAAAGAUCAGCGUGGAUGAGAUCGGACCCCAGGCCCUGGCCAGACUUCUGAUCGUGUCUCCAUGGACUCAGAGACACUUUAGCACCUUCGGCAACCUGUCCACACCCGCUGCCAUCAUGGGUAACCCCGCCGUGGCCAAGCACGGAAAGACCGUGAUGCACGGACUGGACAGAGCUGUGCAGAACCUGGAUGACAUCAAGAACACCUAUGCUGCACUGAGUGUGAUGCACUCCGAGAAACUGCACGUGGAUCCCGAUAACUUCAGGCUCCUCGCCGACUGCAUCACCGUGUGCGUGGCCGCCAAGCUCGGUCCAAGCUCAGAACUCCAGUCCGUUAGGCUGGAAGCUCUACAUUUAAAAGCAUUUAUCUUUUUGAAGUAUUGUUUAUGGAAAACGCUCUCCUGUACUGAUGGUACAAGGUUUCUUCACUCUAAAAAUUGGGGAAUGUGAAUGAAAGAAACUGUU
Molecule: messenger RNA, 555 nt
Organism: Salvelinus sp. IW2-2015
Lineage: Eukaryota; Metazoa; Chordata; Actinopteri; Salmoniformes; Salmonidae
Product: hemoglobin subunit beta-like
Biological process (GO): oxygen transport; hydrogen peroxide catabolic process
Cellular component (GO): hemoglobin complex; haptoglobin-hemoglobin complex; blood microparticle
Molecular function (GO): organic acid binding; oxygen binding; peroxidase activity
Source: RefSeq, a predicted model, not a curated record